This is a messenger RNA of Asterias rubens (European starfish), 3900 nucleotides long. RefSeq names its product neuropeptides capa receptor-like. Gene Ontology annotation, biological process: G protein-coupled receptor signaling pathway. The record is from RefSeq and is a predicted model, not a curated record. Gene Ontology annotation, molecular function: G protein-coupled receptor activity. NCBI's taxonomy places the organism in Eukaryota, Metazoa, Echinodermata, Asteroidea, Forcipulatida, Asteriidae. The coding region runs from base 655 to 1833 and encodes 392 amino acids. The transcript has a single exon. Gene Ontology annotation, cellular component: plasma membrane.
GGCAGUGUGCGUACAGCUCAGCUUCACUCUCUGCCGCUGCCGUACUCCAAUAGUUGCCACUCGGGUUUGUACGUCGUGGUUGCCCUUGUCUGAUGGAAUGACAGCUAGCUUUGGAUGGGAUCUAACGGUGCGGAGACACCCAUGGCAUAACUGCCCGAGAGGAGUCACAACCACUGUUAGUCGGAGUCAAGAGUGACACUCUUGAUGAGCACUUCACAGCUUUUUGACUCCGGUCUUACGGAUGCUGUGUAGCCCUAGCAGCGGGGGUUUGUUUUACAACCUGACAUCAGUAGCUAGCUGACGAUAUUUGUUAUCAUGCGUGGAUGAUUCGUGAGCUUUCAAACGAUAUCCAUGAACUUCAUCAGCAGGAAUUAUGAACUGAUUAAUUGGUAAGUCCAAUCAAUAGGACAGCUCCAUCGAUUUCCAUUGUUUCAAAUGACACAGAUACAAAACUACAGUAUUGAUCGAACAUUCAGCAGAGUGUAGGGGAGAGAAAACUAGAUUUGUAAAAAACAGAUGGCCUGCAAAAUCAGUCCAAAAUAACAUUCAUAUAUUAUAAGGACAUGACUGGAUCGAUUGCUGCACCAGAUCAGCUUGCGCCUGUGACACUUGUGUAAGUUUGUUAUGUGAGAGCUCAACAACCCGAUUGGGAAGAUGAAUUUCUCCAAUAACAACUCGAAUGAAUCUUCGAUGUGCAAGCCGGUGGCCGAAGACCAGCUUGAGGCCUUGCUGUACAGCAUGGAGUUCGUAACGACCGUAAUCACACCUUGUAUCCUGGUCUUCGGAUUGAUCGGGAACAUCAGUUUCUUGGUGGUUGUCUUUCGAAUCAAAUGGAUGCGGACCGUGGUCAAUUGCUACCUGGUCAACCUCGCCGUCACUGAUAUACUCUUCUUAAUUUUCGCUGGUGGUGAUCAGAUACUCGCGUAUUUAAUAACUCCGGUCCAUCGGGAUGAUAACUUCAGAGGGACGACAGGCUGUGUAUUGAUCCAUCUGAUUAAGGACGCCUGUUUCUUUACGUCGCUGUCCCUUAUAACUCUAGUCACCUUGCAGAAGUUUUACGCCGUGUGUCAACCGUACCAGUACAAGCGCUGCACCGGUAGGCGCCAGCCCACAAAGUUCAUCACGGUAUCCUGGUUUCUGUCCAUCGUGUUCGGCUGUUUGCUCAUUCCCGGGACUGCGCACUUUGCGCAGUACUGCAUCAUCUGGCCGGAUAAUGAUACCUACAAAGACUUCCCGGAGAUCAUUGCUUUCUGCGUGCCCAUGGAUGAUAACUUCGAGAUAGUCGGUAAGAUCCUGCAGAGCGUGCCUUUCAUGGCUGCGCUCUUCAUUAACUUCUACCUGUACGGGAAGAUCAUAGUGGCCCUACACAAGAGGACAACCUCAGGGAAGGGGUCGAACGAGAAGGCUCGCAUCCGGACGAGAAAUCAGAUGGCGCGCAUGGUCAUCACCAACGGAAUACUUUUCUUCUUGUUGCUAAGUCCCAUACAUGUGACAUCGUUUAUACACGCAAUCAACAGAUUGACUUCUGCUUCGCCUUCGUUGAACCCAUCCCAAAUGACACAGAUGAGUAAGAUAUUCCAAAUCAUUACGCACUUGAACUCGGCCGUGAAUCCAAUAGUAUACAACGCCACCAACCCACGGUACCGCCAGGCGUUCUGCCAGACGUUCUGUUGUUGUAACCUCGCCAAAAGCUCUAAGUACCGAUCGGGUGUCCAACUCAGGGAGGUGUCGGGCACGAAAACGGGGGCCACCAUCUCCGGCGAUCGAAGCUUCUCGCCGAAUUACAUCAAUAGAACCACGGACACGCAGAUAUCUAGGAAUGACGUCCUUUAAAAUGUGCCACAUUGUGACUAAUGUCCCGAAUGUGACGAAUGUCUCGUAGAUGAAAGUGCAUUGCGCCACAGUGACGAUCAUUGUCAGUGAAUAGUUGAUGAAUGUUCUUCUCGACUUCAAAUAAUUCGGUUGCUGCGUAUACAAAGUGACGUCAAAUAAACAAAUGGUGCCCUUCGCAAAUUUGCAAAAUGGUAACACAUUUUAAUUAAUGUUUUCAAUGUGUAAAUAUUGUAUUUUAAAGAGAUAUCUUUAAACAGUCAUAAUCUAUUAGGUCUUUUGUCAUGUUGCAUGAAGUUUUUAUUUAUUAUGAGUCGCCGGUGAUGUCCAGAAUGUUAGAUAUUAAAUGUGCGUAUAGAGAGUGCUGUCGUUCACUUUAUAGCCUGACGCAAAUUAACCGUUGAAAAUUCAAACUCCCACGUGGGCCCUUUAAGAAUGAACCAAUGCAGCGUGCCCCCUCGUUGUGUCCCCUACGUGCCAAUUAAACAAAUGGUGAUAGUAUGGUUAUCGUAAAAGAGCCAUACGAGAAUAUAAAUUGACGGCUAUGGCCACAGUUACGGCUUUGUCUACGGCUAUAUCUCUACACUGUUUGUUAAUAAUACCGCCGUAAAUGCAAAGACGCUUUGGGUAACGACAGUGUGUAUGCGUGGCAAUAUUGAGCCCGGUAUGGGCUUGGGGUUUGGCUUGGUAACUUUUUGCCAACUCUUUGCAGAGCACACAUCAAGCCAUAAGCCAGAAGUCAUAGCCAAAACCGCUCGUAAACAAGUGUGCGUUAUGCGUAAAAGAAAAUAACAAGGAGGCCCCUUAAAAAGUGAUCACAACUUCACAUAAGACUGAUGGAAGAAAGUACACAGUUUGUCAUAGUUUAACUAAUUAUUUUCACAACAUCUCAAGAGGGCAGGUGCAUGACAUUUGACCCCUCUUAUUAAUAUCUCAAAAAAGGUUUUACGAUGGGGGCGGGGCGGGGGCGUUUGGGACGCAUCUGUAUUUACAGUGAAUCAUGUUUGUAAUGUUACUAUAAUUAAACAAGUAAUUGUUUUUCCCAAACACAUGACGCCUCGUAUAACUGAGUUACACAAUCGAAGCUCAUGUGCUAACAUAUAACGUUGAUUUGACUUUAAAAGCAAUCUGUAGACCUCCACCUGCUUACCCGCCGUGGGUUGGGACUUCAAUUCCCUCUCGAUAGUAUAGACUACAUAAAAACAGAACCUUCAGAUGAAAAACAAAAACCUUCAAACCAAGUCAAAUUAAAGUCUCGUUGCCUUAUUAUCGAAAUGCCUGUCUACGUAUAAAAAUAGGUUUAUUGGUUCACAAAAAAAACUAAACAUUAAAAUGUAUAAUAUUCUAUGUAUAGGUUUUUUCUUUCAUCCAUAUUUUGUUCCCUUUUGUCUCUGUGGAAAUCACUAUAUUGGUCGAUGAAGGUUUUAUGGAUUGUUAUUGAGUGGUUAACAUGAAGGCGCUAUUUGAAGAGAUGCAUAGUGUCAGUGUGUGCUUAUGCAGUUUCAUUCACAAUAACUCAAUGACCUUUAUUUGGACAGCCUGCUUAGCAUAAAUCAGUGAUGUUCGACUAAGCAAGUCAACCAUCCGAAUGAUAUACAUCACAUGGUAUUGUGGCUGGUUUACUCAUAUCUGCUGGGCAACAAUGUAAAUUCUUAGCAAGAGUCAGUGUUAAGAGCCCCAUACAAACUUGCUAUCUACCUUUGCUUUCUAAAUAAAUGUUAUUUUUUAUUUUUUAUAUAUUGGAUGUAUAUAAAUAAAAGUCGCUUCGAAAACUGAAAACUGGUAACUGUUAAACGAUGGGCAUAUACAAAACUUUGCCUAAAAUUGUAACUGUUUGAACGAACUGAGAGUGAAACACGGUGGUAUAACUUACCAAAAAAAACAAAUCUGCGAAAACAAUUAAAUCAUCAGAUAUGGUUUAUUGGGGAAACAGUAUUUUCUGGCCUUGAAUUGGGCAUUCAGUGCAUGUGACAUUCAGCUGGCGAAAUUAGUAAUGGCGUGAAAUUAGCUUAAAGGCACUGGACACUAUUGGUAACUACUCAAAACAUUGUUAAGCAUAGAACUUGGUAA